CAUACUUUUCACAGACUGCGCAUGCGUGAUGAUUCAGCACCGUUCUGUCGCGAAAAUGCGCUAGUACUCCGGAGCAUCAGCAUCAGGCAUGAAUGAAGAAACGAACAGUGGACACACGCCUCCCGCGUUUGCCUUCAUCGAAGAAGCAACCCCGAGCACAAGCCGUGAAGGCGCCGAGGGUUCUUUAGGCACUUUCGACGAUUACACUACGAUUUGUGACAACUCCUUCGAAGACCUAUGGAACGCUUUCAACCUCCUGACCGAUGCCACUGACGUCGAUGAUGCCACUGACAGCGGAAGCACCAGUCAGCCGCCCAUGGUGUCAAGCACCAGCGCCCAACACGCCAGGCCUACCACAAGCCAUGCUGACAUGGAGAAACUAUCGUUUACCCCUGAAGACAACGCGAGCAUUCCUGAGGACGCCUGGAAGUACCAGGGGAACACGCAGCCCCCACCGAUAACCGACGGGGCUUACAACGUCGACGGUGUCACUGACAAUGGCAGCACAAGCUACCAGCACCGGGGGUCCAUCAGCCGCAUCGAUAACGCAAGGCCCAGCACAAGCCGCGCUGGCAUGGAGAAAGCAUCAGGCAAUUUCGAAGACGGCGCCACAAUUCCCGAGAACACCAGAGUUCACCAAGGGAGCCCACAUUACCAACAGGCUGAAGGCACAUCCACUGUCUACGCCCCUCUGGUUUCAGCGUAUCCAGACCAUACAGAAACCGGAACCGGCUUCACACUACCGGUCUACAACAGCAGCGGUGGCAGUGAUUACCCAGUGGCCAGUACGAGCCAGACUGGCACAGAGGAAGCAUCGGGCACUUCGGGAAAUGAGGCUAGGAGUGCUACUGCAACCGGAGGAAUUGAACAGCAAGAGUCCGGCGCUGUCAGACCAAGCGAUGAAUCGCCUUCCAAGAAGUCGAAAUACCAAUGUGAAAUAUGUGGUAAAUUUUUAAGCAGGGCUGAAACUCUAUCUGCACAUUACCGCACGCAUACCGGGGAGAAACCGUACAAAUGCCAAUUAUGUGAGAAAUCAUUCGCGCACAGGACGAAUUUCCAUGAUCAUCAACGGAUUCACACAGGUUUGAAAUCCCAUAUCUGCGAAAUAUGUACUAAACCAUUCAAUAGCACAACGCAACUUAAAAGACAUCUCAGGUCACACAGUAACGACAGGCCUUUCGUUUGCGACAUAUGUAGUCUCUCGUAUAGGCACAUUAGAAAUCUUCAAAGACACCGCAAAACAGUUCACAGCUGCGAAAUGCCGUAAGAGUACAAACAGUGUGGAUUUCGGUUCGCAAAGAAAGAAAACCUCUACGCACAUAUCUGCCAGAAUAAUAGGUGCCUAUUGUGUGGAUAUUCAUCUAGAGAUGCAUUUGAACUCAUUGCACAUCUGGAGACGCAUACGGCUGGGCACUCACAAAAAAGUGACUAGUGCGCAAGUGCAGUAGUUUGCCUACGGGUUUUGCAUAAGAACGUGACCAUGAACCCGUGCAGGAAGUAAUAGCCGCUGACAUUCUCCCGGGAUUCUUUUGACGUUUAAACUGGUCAGUGAAAUGCAAGAAUAAGGGAUGCUGCUUGAAUUUUCGCGAUUACGAGACAAAACGUCGUCUCCAGCAGAAUUUGGAAUGCAUGAAUGUCGAAGUAUAUUGCAGGUCCUCGCUAGAGUCACUGUUUGCAGAACUAUGCUGUUCCCGCAACGUAGCUUCAGCAGACUCAUUUCUAGACAAACCCUAAUGGGCUGCAACUUUGUGUUUUGUGCCACUAUAGGGUUGAAACGAUCGCACAGAAUCCUUGACACCUCGUUUAGUUCUGUGCGAGCGGUCUGACAGUGUACUAGUACACUAGCUCUACCUAACCAUCCUUUUAUAUAUUCUGCAGUGUGAAAGAAGAGAACACCUCUCAUUAAGAACCAUUUGAAAAGCAGGCACUGUUUUCUUGUAAAGUAAAAAAAAAUAUCUGCCAAUAAUUGAGGUGCUUAUGCCUUGCUGCCUUACAUAGAAAGCUUUUACAACAGUAUAUGGAGAUACAAAAAGGUAAAUUUAUUUCUCUUACAAAUUGUUCAAUGCCUGUAAUGUUUUGGUGCUCUUCGGCUUUUGUAUUCACACCGAAAAGUUUCUUGUUUGUCAUGCUGAUGAAAACAAUAUGACUGUAUUAGACUAAAAUUAUCUGGAGUUUCGCUAUGUAUCUUCUCCCAAUACGAAUAUUUUAGUUGUUUUAUUGAGCUUGAACCUUUGUCAGUUUUAAAGUGCAGUUUCUUAUUCCCUCUUUUGACUUGCACUCCCCUCUAGCUAGAGCUGUAGAAUUUUUUAGCCUGAUGUGACAAACAUAUCCCUGUGCGUGAUAUAGCUUUUA
This is a messenger RNA of Dermacentor albipictus, 2352 nucleotides long. RefSeq names its product zinc finger protein 883-like. The record is from RefSeq and is a predicted model, not a curated record. Lineage: Eukaryota; Metazoa; Arthropoda; Arachnida; Ixodida; Ixodidae. Gene Ontology annotation, molecular function: RNA polymerase II cis-regulatory region sequence-specific DNA binding; DNA-binding transcription repressor activity, RNA polymerase II-specific. Gene Ontology annotation, biological process: regulation of transcription by RNA polymerase II. Gene Ontology annotation, cellular component: nucleoplasm.